GUUUUACUGCAUGUGACACAACUGAACUGUCUUUUGCUUUAAUAAGACACUAAUGCAAUGGAUGGCCACCAUCAGGUGGUCAAACAAGAGUGAUUUCUAUUAUAAUUUCAGUUGCUCUCAGCAAACAAUUGAAAUGGCCAAUAUUAUGGCAAACCUAAAGACUUUCCAGCCAGAAUAUGGGAUUGGGACAAAUGAGCCACUGUUUCGUCUGAGGUCUUGUGCCAAAGGAUUGAUGGUGAAUGCUUGCGCCCAUGCACUUUUCUUCUGCAAAUUACUCAAUGCCACCAAACAGAAAGAAGAUAAUUGUGGGGAUGUACCCGCUGGUUCCCAAGCUUCUAAGGAUAAUCAGAUAUUGAAGAUUGGGAUUAUUGGUGGAGGCCAUCUUGGGAAACAACUAGCCAGAACAUUGUUACAUUUGGGUGCCAUUUCAGGAAAGAACAUCCAGAUCUCCACAAGACGGCCAGAAACUCUGUUAGAAUUCCACAAGCUAGGAGUUGAAUGUGUCUAUAACAACAAGCAGCUGAUAAGCUGGGCAGAUGUUGCUUUUCUCUGCUGUCUUCCAUGUCAUCUUCCACAUAUAUGUUCUGAAAUUCAUGAUUCUCUCAAAAACACUUGUAUUAUAUAUAGCCUGGUCACAGCAAUCCCUUUGGACAGAUUGAAGCAACUGAUGUCCUCCUGUUCAAUCUUGAGACCACAAUACAAGUGCUCUGAGAACAGCUCUUUUUCUCUAUGGGAGGCUAACAGGACAGUUCUGGAAGCCCUCAAAGAUACAGCAGUUAUCCAGGCGACAUGUCCUUGCAACUCCAAGAGUGAAAUAGCUGUCAACAUGAAGUGGCUGGCAGCUGUAUUUUAUACAGCUUUAAAUAGCUAUACCGAACAACACUUAUCCUAUACAAAGGCUCUGGGAUUGCUCAAUCAAGUAUGUUUUUGUGAAGGCAAUGCCACCACCUCAUCUCCAUUUCUAGUUUGUGAACAUUUUAUCAACCAAGCUUUUGCUUCCUCCUUGGCUGCUGAUGAUUCCUUCCCCUGGUUUGAUAUAACAACUGUCCAGCUAAAAGACUCGCCUCUUAGCCAGUCUCUUGAAACAAAUACAUCACUUCAAGAAUUCAUUGCUUCAUCUUACUUUAACAUGAUAACAGCAUUGGCCAAGAAAAGUGAAGAUUUGACGACAUCUAUGACUAAAAAGAUACCUCUCUCAGCAGUGUUGCUGAAACCCACUAAGUCACUGGUUUUUCAAAUUGAUGAAAUGUCUGCAAAGAAAACAGAAGAGACAUCCAGUACUGAUUCUGAAGACUUAUAAAUUAUCCAAGCUGUUAGAAGUGGAAAUAUUCUUUUGCUCUCAUUUUUAUCAUUAAAAGAACUUUGGGAGCAGCGUCUACAAUGUUAUAAGAAUUCAAAUGGUAAAUAUUAAUGAAAGCCAAUUGAAAAUUACAUUUUGCAGUGAAAAUUUAGGCAUAAAUGCAAAAUAGAAGGAAAAUUCUAAAAAAAACAAUUAACAUGAUUUAUACUGUAUAUCCCCCUUUCUAUCAUACUUGUCCAUCUUGCAUUCACAUGAAUACACUAAUGUGUUUCACUAUCAUUUUGUGCAGAUUCCACUAUGUCAUAUACCCUGUCAUAUUUGGUACUUUAAUUGAAGUUUGUGUUUUAUUGUAUCUUUUAGAUCUGAAGUGAUUACCCCCUUUGGCUUUCAUGUCUACUUUUCAGAAAUAAAUUAUGUUCUAAAUAAUGUAUUUAUAAGUUUGGUUAUUUGAUUUUUC
Messenger RNA from Notechis scutatus (mainland tiger snake), 1757 nucleotides. It is a transcript of the gene NOXRED1, whose product is annotated as NADP dependent oxidoreductase domain containing 1. Lineage: Eukaryota; Metazoa; Chordata; Lepidosauria; Squamata; Elapidae. The record is from RefSeq and is a predicted model, not a curated record. Gene Ontology annotation, biological process: L-proline biosynthetic process. Gene Ontology annotation, molecular function: pyrroline-5-carboxylate reductase activity.